GUUUAACAAGUCUCUUAAGUGCUGUUUCCCUACUGAUGGAGAAUUACUUCCAAGCAGAAGCUUACAACCUGGACAAGGUGUUAGAUGAAUUUGAACAAAACGAAGAUGAAACAAUUUCUCCUACUUUACUGGACACAAAGUGGAAUAAGAUUUUAGAUUCCUCUUCUCACCGACUGUCAUUUAACCCUGCAUUGGCCAGUGUGGAUGAACCUGUUGUUUCUAAUGAGUCACAGUCACAGCUGAAAGUCUUCUCUCUGGCUCAUUCAGCUCCCCUGACCAAGGAGGGAGAAGAUAAUUGUGCUGACGGACAGCACUGUGGUUUAAAUUCAGGGAUUGCCACUAUGUGGAUUGAUGAAAGUGCCAUUGCAGAAGAUCAGUUAAUUAAGAGAAACUACAGUCAGGAUGAUCAAUGCAGUGCUAUUGAAGUGGGAGAGAAAAAAUGUGGAAACCUAACUUGUUUGCCAGAUGAGAACAAUGUUCUUGUUGUAGCUGUCAUGCAUAACUGUGAUAAAAGGACAUUACCAAGUGAUUUUCAGGAUUGUAGUAAUUACAAUAGUCAAUCCCUUGAGGAUUCUCUUAGUUGUUCACUGGAUAAUGAAAACAGACAAACUAAUCAACUUAGUUUUAGCAUGAAUGGAUCCACUGUAAAAGACAUGAACUUAGAGAAACAAAUGGAUCCAUUGAAUAGACCAAAAACGGAGGGGGAUUCUGUUAACCAUCUAUGUACUAUUUCUUCUGAUACUCUACCCAGUAUCUGUUCCCCUUCACAAUUAAAGGAUGAUGAAAAUAUGGGUAGAGCCCCCUCCAUGUCUGUUGUUACAAGUUUAACAGUUGAUUUAGUGAUCUCAUCCCAGGGAACAGAUGGAGGUCCUGAUGAUAAAAAGCAGGAAAACUAUAUGUCAGAUGAGAAAAACAACUCUCCUAGGAUGGAUCUAGGGAGUCCAAACUCCUUUUCCCAUUUGAGUGAGGAGAUGUUGACAAAAAAAGAGUCAACAGAGGAGAGAACAACUGAAGAAACCCUCUUGUCUGUUUUACCUUUGUGUCUCAAACCAGACAUGCCUAAUGGAUCUGGAAGGGAUAAUAACUGUGAAGAGUCUUCAGAUUGUCUUGUGCCUAGUGAAGUUAUGGCUAAUGAAAAGGAAGUUUAUGAGCAUGAAGAAAUUCUUGGCACUACAGAAUUUCUUAAUAUGACAGAUCGUUUUUCUGUCUCUCAGGAGAUGACUGAUUGGAAAUUGACUAAACUAAAUGAGACGAAUGAUAGCCAAGUAAAUGAAGAACAUCAAAAGUUCUUACAGAGUAGUCAGCCUGAGGACACUAAUGAUGAGAGUGGAGGAGAGUGUGUUGGAAUGGCAGAUGCAGGUCUAGAUUUCAAAGGAACUUACAUGAAUGAAAGUGCAGGAUGUGAUUUAUCCACUGUUGUAGAUACACCAGCAGCAAAUUCCCUAUCUAAUGGAUGUGAUUCCUAUGGAAUGCAGAGCCCAAUUGUUUCUUUUGUUCCAAAGACUUUACCUUCCAAAGAAGAUUCAGUAACAGAAGAAAAGGAAAUAGAGGAAAGCAAAUCAGAAUGCUAUUCAAAUAUUUAUGAACAGAGAGGAAAUGAGGCCACCGAGGUUAGUGGACUACUUUUAAACAGCUCUGGAGACCUCAUGAAGAAAAAUUAUUUACAUAAUUUCUGUAGUCAAGUUCCAUCAGUGCUUGGGCAGUCUUCCCCCAAGAUAGUAGCAAACCUGCAAUCUAUCAGUGUUCCUUUUGGUGGUGCAAGACCCAAGCAACCUUCUAAUCUUAAACUUCAAAUUCCAAAGCCAUUAUCAGACCAUUUGCAAAAUGACUUUCCUGCAAACAAUGGAAAUAAUAUUAAAAACAAAAAUGAUAUUCUUGGAAAAGCAAAAUUAGGGGAAAACCCAGCAACCAAUGUAUGCAGUGCAUCUUUGGGAAAUAUUUCUAUUGCAGAUACAAAUGGGGAACAUUUAGAAAGUUAUGAGGCUGAGCUCUCCAGUAGGCCAUGCCUUGCAUUAGCUCCAGAUAGCCCAGAUAAUGAUCUCAGAGCUGGUCAGUUUGGAAUUUCUGUCAGAAAGCCAUUUACCACUCUGGGCGAGGUGGCUCCAGUAUGGGUACCUGAUUCCCAAGCUCCAAAUUGCAUGAAGUGUGAAGCCCGGUUUACAUUCACUAAAAGGAGGCAUCAUUGCAGAGCAUGUGGGAAG
Messenger RNA from Castor canadensis (American beaver), 2201 nucleotides. Lineage: Eukaryota; Metazoa; Chordata; Mammalia; Rodentia; Castoridae. The record is from RefSeq and is a predicted model, not a curated record.